Messenger RNA from Rubroshorea leprosula, 679 nucleotides. The record is from the annotation of a GenBank genome assembly. NCBI's taxonomy places the organism in Eukaryota, Viridiplantae, Streptophyta, Magnoliopsida, Malvales, Dipterocarpaceae.
AAGAGACAUUAAUUACCACGGUCCAUUGUCCAGACAAGGUUCUGCGAGAAACAGAGCCGGCGAGAAGCGAAAUGGAGGCGGCUUUAGCGGAGUUAGAGCGACGCCAGACUGGAAUCCUCGAACGAAUAUCUAAACUGGAGCGCUCUCUCCCGCCGGACGCUCCUACGACCACCGCAGUCGUAUCCGCCAUCUCAAACUCUGCCGCCUUCUGCGACAUCGAAGCUCGCCUCUCCAACAUUCUCCGAUCCAAUGGCGUAAACAACUUUUCCUUCAGGAAAGUUCCAUCGGACUACUACGAUUGCUUAAUGUGAAUAUAGGACUGAUUGUUACUUCAUAAUUUAAAAAUAAUUAAACAAAGAGAACAAUGGUGAAACAUUGAUCUAAGUUUGUUGGCCCAUUUUCUCUUCUGAACUUCCAAAAGGCCUAUACAAGGUAGUUAUAGCAAAUGUGUUUUGGGUGCUUCUCUUUUAGACAAUACCAUUUCAAUGUCUGUGUUUUUCUCAUUAGGAUGAGUACAUGCGGUCCUGAGGUUUAAUACCAUGCAGUCUAUGCAGAUAUCCAUCCCUAUCAUGCUUGUCCCAACUGCCAAAGGUUUCUUUUCUGAAGAUGGGGCAAAACCUACUUUUAACCCCUCACCUUACUAAGUUUGAAGGUUUUAGCCCCUCACCUUAUAUUAUAA